This is a messenger RNA of Anolis sagrei ordinatus, 1810 nucleotides long. It is a transcript of the gene ZNF821, whose product is annotated as zinc finger protein 821. Gene Ontology annotation, biological process: regulation of transcription by RNA polymerase II. Gene Ontology annotation, cellular component: nucleus. NCBI's taxonomy places the organism in Eukaryota, Metazoa, Chordata, Lepidosauria, Squamata, Anolidae. The record is from RefSeq and is a predicted model, not a curated record. Gene Ontology annotation, molecular function: DNA-binding transcription factor activity, RNA polymerase II-specific; RNA polymerase II transcription regulatory region sequence-specific DNA binding.
GCCCGCGCGGCGCCUGGGCUGCUGCAGGAGGGUUCCGCCCUGGCUGCUCGGCCGCGAGGGAAGGAGGGAGGGAGGGGCCGAGAGUUCCCGGUCCGCCUGCCUCUCUCUUCCCUCCCGGGCCGGGGGAAGACACCCUCCCUCGGCCCCGGCGCCCAUCCUACUCUGCGCUGCGCUCACCCCGAGCCGGCGGCGCCAUCUUCCUUCCUUCCCUCCUUCCUCCCUCCCUCCCUUCCUUCCCUCCCACCCGCUUGGCCCUUUGUCUUCCGGGGCGGCGCCUUCCUCGCUGAGGGGGGUCUUGACACAGCCGUGGCUCAGGGGGGCCCCUUCGGGGGGGGAGCCAUGUCCCGGAGGAAACAGACCACCCCCAACAAAGUGCCCUGGGAGCAGGUCUUCGCCGGUCUGGAGGAGCACACCUGGCAGGCGGUGAUGAUGAAGCGCGACUUGAGGGGGCUCCUCCUCCGGGGCCAGGCCCCUCCCGCCCCGCCCCUCUCCGGCCCCCCGAGGGACCCCAGCAGCACCAGCAGCGGCACCGCCAGUGGAAGUGACAGCGAGGAGGAGGAGGGGGAGGAGACCCCGCAGGAGGAGGAGGAAGAGGAGGAGGAAGAAGCCCGCCAGGAGGAUGCAGGUGGCCCCACGGCGGCCAUGAAGAGGGAGCUGCCGUCCGCGGAGCAGCUGGGGCUCCACAAGCAGGUGGGCUUCCCCACUAGCCAGGACUCACUGCUGAGCAUCUCCCGGUGCCCCCUUUGCCAGCUGGAGUGCGGAAGCCGGGAGCAGCUGGUCAGCCACGUCUAUCAGCACACAGCAGCCGCGGUGAGUGCCAAGAGCUACCUCUGCCCCGUCUGCGGCCGUGCACUAAGCUCCCCGGGCUCGUUGGGCCGGCACCUCCUCAUCCACUCUGAGGAUCAGCUCUCCAACUGCGCUGUCUGUGGCGCCCGCUUCACCAGCCACGCCACCUUCAACAGCGAGAAGGUGCCAGAAGUGCUGUGUGGAGAUGCCCUGCCCAUCCCACUCCCUGAGGGCUCCUCCGAGACCCAGGAGAAGACCCCUGAUGGAGACCCUGCCGCCCCGGGCCCGGCGGUCUUCCCCGCAGGCCUCCUCCUGGUGUGCAACAGCUGUGUGGCCUACCGGAAGCUGCUGGAGGCCCAGGCCCCCGGGGUGCGUAAGUGGGCCGUGCGGCGGCAGAACGAGCCCGUGGAGGCCCGACUGCAGCGCCUGGAGCGGGAGCGGACAGCCAAGAAGAGCCGGCGGGACAGCGAGACGCCUGAGGAACGGGAAGUGCGGCGCAUGCGGGACCGGGAGGCCAAGAGGAUGCAGCGUCUGCAGGAGACGGACGAACAGCGAGCGCGCCGCCUGCAGCGGGACCGCGAAGCCAUGCGCCUCAAGCGUGCCAAUGAGACGCCCGAGAAGCGGCAGGCCCGGCUCAUCCGGGAGCGUGAGGCCAAACGGCUGAAGCGGCGGCUGGAGAAGAUGGACAUGAUGCUGCGGGCUCAGUUUGGCCAGGACCCCUCGGCCAUGGCCGCUCUGGCUGCAGAGAUGAACUUCUUCCCACUUCCCGUGGGCGGCAUGGAGCUGGAUGGCCAACUCCUGGGCAAGAUGGCCUUUGAAGAGCCCAGCGCCAGCGCCCUGCACUGAAAUCCCCUGAAAGCCAUGGACCAUUGCAGGGGGUCCUUGCGUUGGAGCUGCACCCUUUCGCUGAAGAGGGAGAGGAUGCCAGGGUGGGACGGGCACUGCGAGUUGGGAGCAGACCCCAGCCCAGUUAGGGCUGGGGUGGCAGUCAAGAGAAUAAAUUAAUUGUACUUGUUCUGGUCAA